Molecule: messenger RNA, 1074 nt
Organism: Ilex paraguariensis (yerba mate)
Lineage: Eukaryota; Viridiplantae; Streptophyta; Magnoliopsida; Aquifoliales; Aquifoliaceae
Source: the annotation of a GenBank genome assembly
AUGUCUAUCGACGCCUCCCUUGAUCCAAUCUCCACCCCACAACCCACCAUCCCAAACUCCCCCACCAGCACCCCCGCCAGUCCUCACAUCUCAUGGUCAGACUCAUACACCAAAGCCCAGACCGCCAUUGAAACCCUCUCCUCAAUCCUCCCAUUCAUCAUCCCUUCUCUCUUCUCCUCCGAAACCCCCGCCCUCUCUCUCCUCCACGACCCAGAAAUCGCCGCCCAAAUCUCACGACACCUCCGCCAACCCGACUCCGGCGCCGGGGAUAACCACCUCUGUCGGUGGCUCUACGACACUUUCCAAUCCUCCCAACCCGACCUCCAGCUCGUCGUCCUCCGAUUCCUCCCCAUCAUCGCCGGGGUUUAUCUCUCUCGCGUCGCUCGCCGGAAACCUCUCGCCGGCUUCGAAGCUGUUCUCUUGGCUCUCUACGCCCACGAGACCGCUUCUCGGGAUGGCCAAGCGAUUACAGUGAGCAUUCCAGACCUGGGUCACUCGAGUAUAUACCAUGAAACGAAACAAAGCUCGAGGAACAGUUCUACAGAGCUGAAUCUAACGGUAAUUUCUCCGAGUUUAGAGCCCCAUGGCACUGUGAGAUCAACCAGAAGGGCGAGAAUUGUUGGGGUUGCUCUGGAGUUGUACUACAGUAAAAUAUCUCAAAUCCCAGUGGGUUCCAAGAUUGAUUUCUGUCAGUUUUGUUCAAUCUGGGCUGGUGAAGAUGGAGAAAUGUACAAAGAUGGGCCGGACUGUGAAAUGGGUAAAAUCACAACAGGAGAUGAUACUAUUGAGAAGGAAAGAGGAGAAAAGGAAGGAAGAGUGCCUCUGCCAUGGGAGCUUCUGCAACCAGUUUUGAGGAUUUUGGGUCACUGCCUAAUGGGUCCUCAUAAGGACAAGGAGCUGCAUGAGAUUGCCUGUGCUGCAUGUAGGAGUCUCUAUGCAAGGUCUUUGCAUGAUAUCAACCCUAAAGCAAUUUUAGCCACUGGGAGUCUUCUUAGGCUUGCCAAGGUGGCCUCGGAUUCCACUGAUGAUAUUGAUCACACUGAUAUAACAGACACUCCUGUGAUCACCAUUUAA